UAAGAAAAAUAAAUAAACGGUCGAAACUGGACAAAUUUUCUUUAAAAAAUCACUCAUUUACAUUUUGCCUCUAAAUAUCAAUUAAACCGUAUCGUUAAUGGUUAAUUAAUGCUAUUCACUCCCUACGAUGUAAAGAUGCAUCUCCUCAGUGUCCUAUUAUGUUGCAUAUUCCUUCAAUUUGCCACCGCCAGCGACGAAGAUGGUGUCCAAUAUGCCAAUAGAUGCGAAGCUUGCAAAAUACUCGCCUUAGAGUUGGAAAACCGACUGCAAGAAACCGGAAAAUCGAAAGACGUGUUAGAAAUUGGAUAUUCCAUAGACGAUGUGAAACCUAAAAAGAAAAAAGAGUAUAGGAAAUCAGAAUUACGUCUAGUCGAGAGUCUGGAAGGUAUAUGCGAAAAGAUCCUCGAUUAUAAUAUUCACAAAGAGAGGAAAGACAGUACAAGGUUUGCCAAAGGAAUGAGUCAAACAUUUCAAACGUUACAUGGUCUAGUGGAUAAGGGAGUCAAAGUAGAUUUAGGAAUACCUUACGAGUUAUGGGAUAAACCUUCGGUAGAAAUCACUAAUAUGAAAACGCAGUGCGAAACUUUACUCGAAGAUUUCGAGAGUGAGAUAGAAGACUGGUAUUUCAACGUACAAGGCGAAAAGCCCCUGAUAAAUUUCUUGUGUUCGGAACGAGCUCUGAAAGGUUUUGAUGAUUCGUGUCUCGCUGAUGAACUACCGCCGCAAAAAGGCGAUGAUGCGUAUCUCGAUGAGAAACCUACAGACAAGGCUAAAACCGAUGAAUUGUAAAACUUUUUGAAAAAUGUGUCAUUUCUUUUUUUAAGUCGUGUGAAAUUAUUUUAUUUGGUUUAUUAUUUCGUAUAUAUUUUUUUGUGCGGAUACUUCAUUUAUUAUUAAUGCUUGAUCACAUUGCUCGUGAUUCAUGAAGUUAUGAUGAUUAUAAUGUUUUGUAUGAUAACUUAUUGUUAGAGUAAUAGUACAUAUUCCUUUGAUCUAUGUUUCAUUAGUCGUUUCUCAGUUAUUGUAUAAUUUUACAUUUACAAAUAAGAAUUACUUAGUUUCAGUUCAUUUUUAAUCCUUUUUGUUUAUAUGAAAUCAGUUCUGUGAUUUUUUUUGGUUACGUGUAAGUAUUUUUUUGUAAGUUUUCAAGCAAAUAUUAGUGUAUUACGUAGAAACUUUUUGUACAAUGUUCAGUUUGUUGCUGCAAAUCAUUAUGAUCAAUGAAAUACAGGUCUUUUUUGAUAA
Molecule: messenger RNA, 1245 nt
Organism: Planococcus citri (citrus mealybug)
Lineage: Eukaryota; Metazoa; Arthropoda; Insecta; Hemiptera; Pseudococcidae
Gene: CNPYb
Product: protein canopy b
Exons: 5
Coding region: 109-789 (226 amino acids)
Source: RefSeq, a predicted model, not a curated record